Messenger RNA from Coffea eugenioides, 1692 nucleotides. Its product is annotated as F-box/LRR-repeat protein At3g58900-like. The transcript has a single exon. NCBI's taxonomy places the organism in Eukaryota, Viridiplantae, Streptophyta, Magnoliopsida, Gentianales, Rubiaceae. The record is from RefSeq and is a predicted model, not a curated record. Gene Ontology annotation, molecular function: protein binding. The coding region runs from base 1 to 1692 and encodes 563 amino acids.
AUGGCGCAUACUAGACGUCUACGACAUGAUGAUGGCAGUUUCGAACUGCCAGAACCAAUUAGGCAUCACAUUCUCUCUUUCCUGAAACCCAAAGAAUCAGCAAAACUAAGUUUGCUGUCCAAGGGAUGGCUGACCACUUGGCGCACACGCCCCAAUUUGCACUUCGAGUAUGAUGAAGAUGAAUCGGGUUCUGAUGAUAGGCAAGCUCUUGAAAGAAGACGUGAUAGUUUCAUAAAUUGCAUCAACACCACCUUGAUGAGGUACCGUGAGAAUAAGUACGGUAUUGAUUCUUUGAAGCUUAUGGUUUAUAAUGAAGAUUUUCCCUCGCUGAAGCCUGAUCAUGUUAAAACAUGGCUCGGGAUUGCAGCAGAAAACGGUGUGAAAGGCCUCGAGAUUUCUUUAAAAUGUGACUCUUAUCAUCCUAAGUUGGCUCGGACAAUUUUUGAAGCAACAUCACUCGUGGAGUUAUAUCUUAGUGAAAAAAUCUAUAUGAAGCACAAAAUGAUUAAGAUAAUAAGGUGCCAUGAUCUCAGAAAAUUGUGUCUUAACAAGGUGGGCUUAGACGAAGUGAUGCUGCAGAGAAUAAUGUCGAGCUGCCCUUCAAUUGAAUUCUUGGAAAUUAUUCAAUGUUUAGGCAUUGAGAAUAUUGAGGUGACCAAGCUUCAAAAACUAAAGCAAUGCAGUAUUGUCUUAUGGAAAAUCGGUAAUGUUGAAGUUGAAGCACCAAAUCUUGAAGACUUCUCUUACGGGACUUGUGUGCCAGCUAUGCCAGCUAGCUAUCUACUUAGUGAAGAGGAAGAACAGCCAUUGCCAUGUCUUCAGGUGUCCAGAUGUAAAAAUCUAAGGAAGUUGUCCUUGGAUAACAUUGGCAUCACUGAUGAGUUUUUCUCAGGCAUUGCAGAAGAUUUUCAGCACCUUGAAGAGUUGAAAAUCCGAUACUGCUAUGGUUUGCAAACUGUGAGGAUUUCGAGCCAGUCUAUUAAACUCAUAAAUUUGGAGUUUCGGAAGGAAGGAGGAUUGAAAGAGGCCCAAAUUGAUGUUCCAAGCAUUGUUCGCUUUGAGUACAGGGGAAAUUUCAUUCCCCUACUUUCUUUUGCUCCUCCCUCUGGUCCUUGGGUGUCUUACAUUGAAUUGUCAUGGCAGAACAGGAACAUUUUGGAGACUUCUUGUUUCUCCGAACUGAAGGAACUAUUGAUGAAGCUCAAUCUAUCUGAAAUUUCACUCAGAAUCAUCUUUCCCAAAAAUGUCGAGGGCUUUGUUGAGGAUCAGAUAAGAAACAAAGCCAUAUAUCCCCUGCCUCAAGUUCAAACAUUGUCCAUAAGCUUCGACAAGGCAAAUUGUCUAGAUGUUGCAUAUUCAGUACUUGACGGUAUCUUCUGGACGUGUCGUCCUAAAACCAUUGUUCAACAUAGCUGCCAAGAUCUGGACUCACACAAAGAUGCUAGUGACCUGCUGAACGUAUUCUUUCAGAUGCUUAUGCUCAGAAGAAAUCAUCUGUAUGGCAAUUUUCAGCAAACUAAAUUUUGGCAGGAGGAUCUGAAGGAUGUGAAACUAGGGAUGUUUAAGGAGGGGCAAAGAGUUCAGCUGCCUCGACUUUCAGACUGGGAAGCUUUUUCGAAGGUAAUAACAGCUGAAGGACGCAGUUUGUAUGUUGUCUUUGAGUUGGAAUGGGAAUAUUUCAUGAUUAGGUAG